GCUCGCGCCUGGAGCAGGUAACAGCACAACCUGUUGAUCUUUGUGGAGGCAGACAGCAGGAGUUCUGCGCAUGCGUGAGCGCCUGGAGCCCUGCAUCAACUCGCUAUAUGAGACCGGGAGCGGAUACAGAUGCAGAUUUCUUGAACAGCCGCACGAAUGGAUGGAACCGAAACGAACCAGAGAAACCGCGCGAAAAUGGAGCAACAGAAGAUGUUAGAUUCCGGAGGAAACCAAAGUGGAUCUAAGGACAGAGUGACUCUUAAAAAAGAAAUUGGUCUCCUGAGCGCGUGCGCCAUAAUUAUAGGCAACAUCAUUGGCUCAGGGAUCUUCAUUUCUCCAAAGGGGGUUCUAGAUCAUGCAGGCAGUGUGGGGUUCUCACUCAUCGUGUGGGUUCUAGGAGGAGGGAUCUGUGCCUUGGGAUCUCUUUGCUAUGCCGAGUUGGGCGUCACCAUCCCCAAAUCAGGUGGAGACUACUCAUACGUAACUGAGAUCUUCGGGGGACUGGUGGGGUUCUUGUUGCUGUGGAGUGCUGUGUUGAUUAUGUACCCAACGACUCUGGCUGUGAUUGCGCUCACCUUCUCCAACUAUGUGCUGCAGCCUGCCUUCCCUAACUGUCUGCCCCCAUUCAUCGCCACCCGGCUUCUCUCAACCGCCUGUGUCAUGUUCCUGACUUGGGUGAACUGCUCCAGUGUGCGCUGGGGGACACGGAUCCAGGAUAUUUUCACUGUGGGGAAACUGCUGGCCCUUGUCCUCAUCAUUGUAGUGGGAAUGAUCCAGAUUGCCAAAGGACAUUAUGAUGCAUUGGAGCCCCAGACAGCAUUUGAGUUCAUAAAGGAUCCUUCAGUGGGGCAGAUUGCUCUUGCCUUCCUGCAGGCUUCAUUUGCCUAUAGUGGAUGGAACUUCCUGAACUACGUCACUGAAGAGGUGGUUGAGCCUCGCAAGAACCUUCCACGUGCAAUCUACAUCUCCAUCCCCCUGGUGACGCUCGUCUAUACUCUCACCAACAUUGCGUACUUCUCCUCCAUGUCCCCUCAAGAGCUGCUGGAGUCAAACGCUGUCGCUGUGACAUUUGGAGAGAAGCUGCUAGGAGUGUUCUCCUGGGUGAUGCCCAUCUCUGUGGCUCUUUCCACCUUUGGGGGGAUCAACGGAUACUUGUUUACAUCUUCCAGGUUGUGUUUCUCAGGCGCCAGAGAGGGUCACCUGCCCUACCUGCUGGCUAUGAUCCACCUUAAGAGCUGCACACCAAUUCCUGCCCUACUCGUUUGUUGUACGGCGACCAUAGUGAUCCUGUGCAUCGGGGACACGCAUAACCUGAUAAACUAUGUGUCUUUUAUAAACUACCUUUCAUAUGGAGUCACUAUAGCUGGGCUGCUGUACUACAGAUGGAAGAAACCCAAACUGGUCAGACCCAUCAAGGUAAACUUGUUGGUCCCUUGCAGCUAUCUAGUGUUUUGGGCAGUGUUACUGGGCUUCAGUCUGUACUCGGAGCCAGUGGUGUGUGGUAUGGGGCUGGUGAUCAUGCUCACUGGAGUACCCAUCUACUUCAUUGGAGUGCAGUGGAAAAACAAACCACACUGGAUUUCCAGUGCCGUGGAGAGAGUCACCUAUCUGGGGCAGAGGUUGUUUUAUGUGGUCUUCCCUCAGGAUGAUCCUUCUGAAAUACAGCCUCUUACAGAGAAAUCAGAGCUGUGAGUGUCAGCAGAGGACUCCUCGCACUGCUUUUUGGAAUAGCAAAGACCUGUUUUCCAUCCGUUAUUGAGUGUUUUCCCUGUCUGAUGCUGUAUGUGAGGAGAUGCUUCCCAGAAGCUCCUCUGAGACUCAGCCAUCGUAGCAGAAGAAACAGAAGUUUUAUGUUUUCUUGCUCAGACAUCACAUUUCUUAGUUGUAACUGUUCUCCCCUCACAUACAUGUGUCUGGACCUCACCUUGUAAUUGCACCCUCCUCCUGUCCUGUCGGAGAUGAAUUUCCAUGUCCUCUUCAUGUUUUCCAUGGGAGUUGUUUGUUUUUUUGAAAACUGUUGGUGUAUUCUCAUGUGCCUUACAGGAUCUCACUCUGUUUUUGAGGUUUUUAUCUUUACUUUAAGUAGACUUUUUAUUGAUCCCCUAUAAGUGAGCAAAAGGGGAAUUGUUGAAGACUGUUUACCUCUUAACCCAGUCUGAAAACUAAACUCCAUCUGUGAGUCUGAACUUUCUCACCUAGGCCUCAUCUUCUAGUCCUCCUAAUACUUGCUUGCUCAGGCAAAAACGUAAUAACGUCUAGCUAUGCUCAAAAUGUCUAUGCAAGGAUAGUGUAGGCACUUUAAUGUAGUUGCAUAUUUUUAGCUCAUAUUGCACGAUAAACUUAUUGCUAUGCUUCCUGAAUAAGCAGCAAUCUGCUACCACUGUUUAACAGAGGCUCUGCCCCAGCACUUAUUAACACUGCCAGCCUCUUAGCCUUAUGCUAAUGAUAGGAACCAUGGGAUGUUCCAAGUCCGUUCUUCUUGGAUAACGUUAUUUACAUAAAAGGUGCUUUACAUAAAAAAAA
This is a messenger RNA of Sinocyclocheilus grahami, 2523 nucleotides long. RefSeq names its product asc-type amino acid transporter 1-like. NCBI's taxonomy places the organism in Eukaryota, Metazoa, Chordata, Actinopteri, Cypriniformes, Cyprinidae. The record is from RefSeq and is a predicted model, not a curated record. Gene Ontology annotation, molecular function: L-amino acid transmembrane transporter activity; neutral L-amino acid transmembrane transporter activity. Bases 157 to 1692 code for a protein of 511 amino acids. Gene Ontology annotation, biological process: D-serine transmembrane transport; D-alanine transmembrane transport. Gene Ontology annotation, cellular component: membrane. The transcript has 11 exons.